Molecule: messenger RNA, 3279 nt
Organism: Chlamydomonas reinhardtii
Lineage: Eukaryota; Viridiplantae; Chlorophyta; Chlorophyceae; Chlamydomonadales; Chlamydomonadaceae
Exons: 6
Coding region: 468-1820 (450 amino acids)
Molecular function (GO): chloride channel activity
Source: RefSeq, a predicted model, not a curated record
GGGCGCUGGGGUCUGCUGGUGUGUGUGGCUCGCAGCUGUGCCCCCCUGACGGCCUGAGUUGGGACGGGGAGGGCUGGGGGAGGGGGCAGUUUAUUCCGAUCCCAAGGGGAGCAAAACAAGACAUUCAAGGGCAUCUGGGGGCAUCAGUGGCGUAGUCCUGCAGUGUGCAGGGAAUGGCCACUGGUCAGACCCUAGCAUGCAACAAAUUAGCUGCGACGGCAACGCGUGAGCGCGUGGCCCGGCCGGACAAAAGAUCGCAUUGGUGACGCAAGGGACCAGCUGACACGCAAGUCCAAGCAGGAGGCUGCCUGCUGGUGUCCGCCGAUGCCCGCCUUGCCGCUACUCUUCUUAGUUCAGUAGUGUCCAAUGCCCACAUGGCAGUCAAGCGCGCGAAAGUUCUACCCUGACAUUCCUGUUCAGCUUUGUGCCACUUCACUUGCGUUGACUAAUAGUGUAGCGUGACAAAAAUGCAGUGCCUUUCUUCACGCCCUGUCGCCAUGGGUCGCGCCGGCAGCAGCGCGCUCCCUCGCCUCCCACUUCGCGCCGGACGUGUGUGCCACCUCGGUGUUCGGUGCCAGGCAGCCAACAAGGACCCUAAUGCGCCCAUUCAGUCGAACCCGCUGGGCUCCUUCAGCAGCCAGCUGCAGAACCAGCCUACCCUGCCCCGUUCCGAGGAGGCGCGCAAGUACUUCCGCACGGUCUACGACUUCCCUCAGUGGCAGACGCACCGCAACCAGUACCGCCUUAUGAAGCGCUUGUUCUCCAUUCCCCAAUCCCACGUGAUCCAAAACGCGCUGCCGUCCAUCAUGUGGGUGGCCUUCACCUCCACCUGCGUCGCCGCCUACAUGUACGGCUAUGAUCAGCACAUGCUGCCCGAGGGCUUCCCCACCCUCGCGCCCAACGCCGCGUGCUCCGCCUUCAUCUCCAACACUAGCGUGGCGCUGUCGCUGCUGCUGGUGUUCCGCACCAACUCGUCCUACGGACGGUGGGAUGAGGCACGCAAGAUGUGGGGUGGCCUGCUGAACCGCAGCCGUGACAUCAUGCGCCAGGGCGCGACCUGCUUCCCGGAUGACCAGGUGGAGGCCAAGAAGGCCCUGGCCCGCUGGGUGGUUGCUUUCUCUCGUGCUCUGCGCAUCCACUUCCAGCCGGAGGUCACGAUUGAGAGCGAGCUGAAGAACAUCCUGACCCCAGCGGAGCUGCAGAUGCUUGCGAAGAGCCAGCACCGCCCCGUCCGCGCCAUCCACGCCAUCAGCCAGAUCAUCCAGUCGGUGCCCAUGAGCUCCAUCCACCAGCAGCAGAUGAGCAACAACCUGACCUUCUUCCACGAUGUGCUGGGAGGCUGCGAGCGCCUGCUGCGUGCCCCCAUCCCCGUGUCCUACACCCGCCACACCGCGCGCUUCCUGUUCGCGUGGCUGACUCUGCUGCCGUUCGCCCUGUACGGGUCGUGCGGCGUGUCCGUGAUCCCGGUCUGCUCCGGUAUUGCCGCCGUGCUGUGCGGUAUUGAGGAGAUUGGUGUGCAGUGCGAGGAGCCUUUCGGCAUCCUUCCCCUGGACGUGAUUUGCAACCGCAUCCAGGCCGACGUCAUGGCCACGCUGAAGGACGACGCGGACACCAAGACCAUCCUGGCGGAGGCCGGACUCAUCAGCCUGCGCGCGAACUCUGCUAUGGCCGUUGAGAACGCCCUGCCCGAUCUGGACAGCAUUAACGCCGCCGCCCCCAACGGCAACGGCAGCCACAACGGCAACGGUGCGGCCGUGCCUGUGAGCGUGUCUGCUGGCGCGUCCGGUAACGGUAUGAACGUUCGUAUCUCCCCCCGGUAAGCGCACCAGCUCAAGCGGAGCGGAAGAUGCAAGCGCGAGUGCCGGUUCAAGCGUGUGGCGUGCGUAUUUUGUCGGGUGUGAGUGGGACACGUAUGGUCUUGUUUGGGCCGGUUAGUGGCCUCUGAACGCGUCACAGUUUUGUGCUGAGUGAUCGACACUGCACAGGUUGCAGCAGGCGCAGAUAAUGGGCAUGGCCCGACCAGCAGCACAGCUGGCUAUGAGCGCUUGUCGUAUACAUCGUAAUUUUGACGUUGUGUUUGUUCUUAUGGUUGUUGGUGCCGCGAUGCAAGUGAGCAUGGCCGUGCAUUGCAGCGCAGAGUGUGGGCGCCAUGGUGCCUGCGGCAUGUGUACUACCAUUUCCAUUUUGGGAGAGAAGACAGUCGACGAAACACAUUGGAGACAUGGAGGGACAACUGACUGACCGCUGCAUGUACGAUGCUGGUUGUGACGCGAAUAGUGGGGAGAGAGAGCAAGGAAAGGCGGGCCAACCAUUGAUAAGGACCACCGCUCAUAGCGGGAACUGACACCGUCGCCUUCGUACGGAACUUACGUAACAGCGCUUUUUGAUCGAGGCCCUUUGUUGUGGGGCUGAGGACAUGGUGAUAAGCCAGAAGUUGCGUGCGUGGAUGACGACUUCACGGGGAAACCCAGGGGCUGAAGGAUGAGCAAGGCAAGCUGGCGAGACCGCCGGAAUGGUGUUGAAGAGUCGGACCUGCCUGCGGCGUGCCGGGGAAGGCCGUAGACUGUCAAGGCCCCCACCGUCGCAUUGUGCGGUGGGGCCGUGAUAUGCCGAGUGACGAGGGGCGCGGACGCUGUUGGGCCGCAGCCCUUUGGGGCUUCACGAGUUUGCCUUUGCCACGUGACUGAGAUGCAAGGAUUAUGGUGACCGCCCUUUGCAGACGUUGCCCACGGUAAUCGCCCAACGCUCUGACUAAAUAACAGCUUUUAAAUACGUAUUUCCACAGGCGGCUACGGCUAAGGGGUUCAGCAAACCUUCUGGUCGCAGACCGCCCCUUGUGGCCACGGCGCCAUGCUCAGGUUUGCGACGUAGAGUGCAUUCCGCAGUCCCUGUUCUGCUUGCUGUAUUUAUUGUGCUCAGUCCUCAUCGGUCAACAAUGAACGGGAUUAUGAGAUGGAGUAUCGGCUGGCGAGUACCGCUCUUUACGCAUCUUCGGUGCCGCUACCGCAUUCGCUGAAAGGAACACCGGCCCGCGGCGUCAGGCAGCAGGGCUCAAGGGUGUGCUUACGGCAACGAGUGUGGAGAACGGGAGAAGUGCGGAGACAAGGAGAUAGGGCUCCUCCCCGUGGCAGCGUGGCUCCUCCCGCAGUCAGGUUAUUGGCAGUCAGGUGCAGUCCGGUCGCCACAGCGGCAGCCUGCUACAUCUGGCUGCAUACAGAAUGGCUGAUGGCUCGGCGUCUUCGGGUGCUGGGACUGUCCCCUCUGUAACAUCCGCAUUCA